Messenger RNA from Pomacea canaliculata, 1263 nucleotides. Its product is annotated as probable tRNA N6-adenosine threonylcarbamoyltransferase. Gene Ontology annotation, biological process: tRNA threonylcarbamoyladenosine modification. The record is from RefSeq and is a predicted model, not a curated record. The transcript is spliced from 13 exons. The coding region runs from base 189 to 1196 and encodes 335 amino acids. Gene Ontology annotation, cellular component: EKC/KEOPS complex; cytoplasm. NCBI's taxonomy places the organism in Eukaryota, Metazoa, Mollusca, Gastropoda, Architaenioglossa, Ampullariidae.
AAGAGAUUGAUGUCCCAUUUGUCAACAAACGCGAGCUCGACAGUGUCUAGCAGUCUAUUGCACUGCGAGAGAUCGAAGCUUUAGUUACAUCACGAACUUGUGUUUUGAUAUACACGUGCGUGGUUUCAUCUCAGAACAUUAAUAUAUAGAGGUCAGAGAAGAAAGUUCUGCAUCUCAAGAAAACUAUAAUGGUUAUAGCAAUAGGUUUUGAAGGGAGUGCCAACAAGCUUGGCAUUGGUAUUAUCAAAGAUGGGGAGGUUCUUUCCAAUCCUCGACAUACCUAUAUUACACCUCCUGGGCAAGGUUUUCUACCAAAAGACACAGCUCGCCACCAUCGAACUUAUGCCCUACAGGUUCUUAAACAGGCAUUACAUGAAGCCAAUAUCAAACCAGAGGACAUUGAUGUUAUUUGUUAUACUAAAGGUCCUGGUAUGGGUGCUCCACUUGUUUCAACUGCCCUUGUUGCACGCACUGUGGCUCAGUUAUGGAAAAAACCCAUUGUCGCAGUGAAUCACUGCAUAGGCCACAUUGAAAUGGGACGCCUAAUCACUGGAGCAAAGAAUCCAACUGUCCUGUAUGUGAGCGGAGGAAACACGCAGGUCAUUGCAUACUCACAGCAACGCUAUAGAAUAUUUGGUGAGACCAUAGACAUUGCUGUUGGAAACUGCUUAGACAGGUUUGCCAGAGUCUUGAAGCUAUCUAAUGAUCCUAGUCCAGGACAUAAUAUUGAACAGAUGGCUAAGAAGGGGACUAAAUUUUUGGAGCUACCUUAUGUUGUCAAAGGCAUGGAUGUGUCUUUCUCUGGACUUCUAUCAUUUAUUGAGGAGAAAGCUCCAGAGCUAAUUGCCAAGAGGGAAUACACUCCAGAGGACCUAUGUUUUUCGUUACAGGAGACUGUUUUUGCGAUGCUAAUAGAAAUCACAGAGAGAGCAAUGGCACAUUGUGGUUCUGAGGAAGUGCUGAUUGUUGGUGGAGUUGGCUGCAACAAGCGACUUCAAGAGAUGAUGGAGAUAAUGGCAAAAGAACGUGGAGCUACGCUGUUUGCCACAGAUGAAAGAUUCUGCAUUGACAAUGGUGCUAUGAUUGCACAGGCAGGUUGGGAAAUGUUUCGAACAGGUAUAACAACAAAACUAGAAGACACCACUUGCACACAAAGGUAUCGAACAGAUGAAGUGGAAGUUACAUGGAGAAAGUGAUGUCUUUGUUGUGUGUUUUUUCCUUCCAGGUGUUAUGCAGUUAAUAAAUGGUUAUCUUUAAAAAUUC